Molecule: messenger RNA, 9521 nt
Organism: Rhopilema esculentum
Lineage: Eukaryota; Metazoa; Cnidaria; Scyphozoa; Rhizostomeae; Rhizostomatidae
Source: RefSeq, a predicted model, not a curated record
UUUUUUACAAAGUUGACGGAAGCCUUUCCAAUUCCAAGCAAGAAUGCCAAAGAAGUUGCUAAAUGCAUAAUGAAAUUGUUCUCCACCACGGUGCUUGCUAUGCUUUUUUGUUGGAUAACGGAGGUGAAUUUGUGAAUGAGGCGAUUACAUACCUUUCUGAAUGGGCACCCAGAGAAGUGGGACGAGUUCUUAGAUGCUGCCCUUUGGUCAAUGCGCUUGAAGCAACAGGCCAUGACAAAGUUUUUGCCAUUGAAAGUGCUUUAUGGUCGGGAGCCCAGAUUUCCCAUAGAACUUGAAGAUUUGCCGGAAACUUUAGAGAUAAGCAAAUUAUUACCGAGCAAAGGUGAUAUAGAUGCUCACAUGGAUCGUUUCCAAGCUGCCAACGUUAAGCUGUAUGAGAAGCUCUGCUCAAAUGUUGCUGUCGUGCAAAGCAAGCAGAAAGAAGCAAAAAGAAAAAAGAUCCUCAGCAAACAGCCUGAUUUGAAAGUCGGUUCCAAAGUCCUGGUUUCAAAUAUUGGAAUCAAAAGCCAGGAAGGGAGAAAACUGGAACAGAGAUACUCCGGUCCAGUGAGAAUUUCCGAAAUUCAAGGCAAUAGAUUCUUUCUUGCAGAUAUGGAGGGGAAUGUAUUGAAAAAACCAGUCCAUAAAACCAGGCUCAAAUUAUACAAGGAGCAGAAAGGCAAUGGAGCCUUCCCUUCUUCCAUCGGAGCAAGGAUAGUGAAAGAUGAGGAUGUUCCUUACAACAGGACUUUGGAGGUUCAGAGAAGGAAGCACAGCAGAAAUGAGACUUACACAUUUAUACUGAAGAAAGCAGCAGGUUUGUGGCCCAUGGCUUCAAAGAAAGAUGCGAGGAAAAUUACACCUCCAGAAAAGGACUCAAUAGCAAAAGGACACAAAAUUUCUUACGGUAAAAGAAGGAAAACAUUCAGUAAGAUACUUUGGCCCAUAUCUGUGGACCAAAUUAGAGAGAGCUAUCAAGGAGGUGACAACAAUAACCCAAUUCAAGAAAUGUAUAAGAAGAAUGGACUUAGAAACUCUUUUUGACUGUAGACUUUAGUUUAGUUGUACAUAGGAUUUUUUAGAAAUUUUUAUGUUUUAAUAAUUAUACUGUAAUUUCAUAUUUUAUGCUCUAAUUUAACUUUAUAUACUUUUUUCGUUGUGUCCCCAAUUAGCUAGUAAGCUAAAUAUUUUUUGACACAUUAAUUAAGUUUUUCAUUGAUUGAUUGAUUGAUUGAUUGAUUGAUUGAUUGAUUGAUUGAUUGACAAAGACACCUGCUAAGAAUAGAAUAAGCUGGAUUUUAUACAGUGAAAUAAAUUGAGGCUUCACCUUUUAAAUCAUUUUUCGAGUUCAUUUUCUCUGGUUUGGAUAUUACUGGUUUAGGCAUUUCUCUGACAGUGCAGAGGUUGUGGACUCGUGGAAGUGCAACCUGCACAAUAUGGGACCCCAGAGGAGAAAGCACAAAACGUAAGUAAAUUCUGUAUGUUAUUAGGGAAAUCAGCUAGUAACAUCCACUAAUUCACGUUUGAAAAUGCUAGGAAUCUGAAGAUGCUGAAACACUGAUGCUGAAAUAAUCCUUCAAUUCCAGAAAAUAAUGGUACAUAAAAAAUUGCUGAGAUAACAGAUGAGAUGCAAAUCUCUGUGCAUAUGCGCAAAAAGCCAAAGCUUGAUAUUGCUUAAAAAUUCUUUAAAAAUUAUGAAAUUCUAAAAUAAAUUUAUAUCUGAUUUACAAAAUUAUUAAAUUAACAUCUGAAAGGUGCGUUGAAAAGAAGAAGUGCUAUUAUUGAAGCAGGCUUUAUUACUGUAAACUUUCAUAUCAAAUACUUGAAUGAAAUCAAAUAUUCAUCUUGAAAGUUAACAUAAGUUAUUAACAAUUUCUUUACUCAUUAUCUGUCACAAGUGAAGAAAUCUAUAGAAGAGUUCGUGAAAAUAUAGAAGCAGCAGUUAACGGUUAAAAGUGUUUUUGUGAAACUGGUGUAUUAUGUAGAUUCAUGUUAUGCUUUGGACUUACUCCAAUGCAAGGGUUUUUUUGAAGGUACUUGCUACAUACAAUAUCAUCAUUCAUUUAUUUCACAAUAUCUAAUCUAAAACAUGUUCAUCUGAACUCAGCACUUUUUUCAAUGUAUAAAAUCGUUUAUUUUCUUUAGAAUUGAUAUGCCUUUAACUCAUACUUUUCAAAUGAUAAGCCUUGACUUUAAAUUUUUCACGAGAGGUUUUACGAAGAACUAGGGAAAUGCCGAUAAAACAUAUCUCUUUACCUAUUUUUACCUUUAUCAGCUAUACUUUGUGCUCACUGAAUCAGGACCAAAGUGUACAAGUUUAAAAUGCCUCCAUAAAUGUGGUUUGCAGAGGGGGAAAGAUUUUUUAUAGCCACUUUCUUUUAUGAUACCAGAAACUUUUGUACCUAUCCGUCUCAUUUUCUAUCAUAUUUUAUUUCUUUCGUCAGUGCUCCAGCAUAUUCUGUCUAAUAAGCAAGCAGGGCUGUUGUAUUCGUACUUUAAAGUUACUGCAGCCUAUGACAAGGACCUGGCCACGCUUCAGGGCAACAGUUAUGCAAUGAUAAAGUAUUAGUAGCUCAUUUGUAGCUUUUCCAAAUUCAACUGAACUAUGAAUUAAGCAGUUAUAUCAAGUCUUUUUUUCUUACAGAUUUUUCGAGAUUGGGCUAGAAAUUAUCACUCAAAAAUACAGAACUGAGUUACAUAAAAAUGAUGAACUCAGAGACAGUUACAAGGAUGUUAACUGGUCCCAAAGGCAGUCAGGAGACAAUGCAGUCACGAUGGUAUUAAAACGUUAUUGACAUAUUCAGGCAAUAAUUAUGUUAGAUCGUGUGAUCUUUCUUCACAAUUUUCCCUUCAAUUACAAGAAUAAAAUUUUAAUUCGAACAGUACUUUAUAAUCAUCACAUUCUCUGAAUAGGAGCAACUGUGCAAUGCAAAUAUUUUUGUGGGUUGUUUCAACAAAGAUGGCAAUCACUGGGUUUGCUGAUAAGAUCACUUAAUGUCACAGGACCCUAAUGAUAACAGUAUGUUUGCCAUACUGAAAGUUCUGUUCUAUUGCCUGACAUAUUCUCCAGAAUAAGGACAAACAAACUUUUCUUAUCUUGUAGAUCAUUUAUCUAGCAAAACGAAAGGUCGUUUAUGUUGACCAGAUGGGGGCUUCAGCUUUAGAGUUAAGAAAUAUGGAAGAAACUGGAGUUAAUAUCAUAGCAGUUACUAAUAUAAGAUGACCUUGCCUACGGUCACCAAAGGUUGUUGAUGAAGAAACACUCUAGCAAUUGUUACGAUUAAAGUUAUAGAUUUUCUUGAUAUGCUUAUGAAAUGCAUUAUUUCUAUCUUUUUUACACUAUGGAAUAAUAAUAUGACAAACAUAUAACACUUAUAAAGAUCCUAUCUUUAAGACGAACCUGUUCCCCAAUUCCUGCCUACUCUGUGAAACUACCUUUAUGACAUAACAAAGCUUCUUUAAAAAAAUGAUGGACUAUUAUUGUGACUAACAUAAAAAAGUUAAUCUUUGCCGAAAUUUUGAGGAUGGAAAGUUCAACUUAUAGUCAGGGUUCUAAUGAAAUGUGGAACGAACAUAGACUUUACUGCCCAGCCCUGUCCAACUUUUACACUGCUGCAGUCAACACAGUCGAGCCUACUUCAAAGCUGAAAGCAAUGUUUUAUGAAAGCAUUCAGUUCUUGUGACACUGAACAUGGAAAGAAAUAUGGUAAUAUUUGCAAUCUUUACUUGGUGUUGAUGAGAGAAAGUGACAUCAAUAUUGAUGCUUCUGAAGUUGGCCAGAAAUGAUCAACAUCAUUUCAAUUUCUUGGUGCUAAUGGAUGGCCAAGUGUUUGCAAAUGAAGAAACUUAUGGCUUUGAAAUAAAGGUCCAUAUUGAAAGUUCAACUCACCUUUGCAUGUAGCCAUUCUUGACAAAAAAAUUUGCUCAAGAAAAAUUCAGAUGGAACCAUCAAAUUGAAACGCAAGCACCAACAAUUUUCUCAAGUUGAAGGGUAGGAUUGAAAAAGUGGAUUUUUUGUGAGGUUUUUUGACAACGAGCCAUUGCUCAGAGAAACCAUUUUUCUGAUAAAACCUUCAUGAUAAACUUUUUACUACCCAGACCCUGGAGCUGUACUGCCAGAAUUUUUUACUCAAUGUGUCAAACAGGGAAACAAGUUAUAUGUACAUGGAAGAUGGGAAAAUUAUCCUAAAUAGAAUGUGUUUAUUACAAUUAAUUUAUUACAAUUUUACUACAAUUAAUUCUCAUCAAGCAUAUCCACAAAAAGUGUUAAAAAUUUGUAAGUAGACAACAUACACUAAAAAUUUGGUUAGAAAUAGGAUUCAAUGAUAUGGUAAAACUCCUCCAAGGAUAUGGUAGUUUUUAUUCUUCAAAUUGCUCUUUCUACAUGUAUCCAGAUGAAUGCAAUGUGAGCAGUCUCUUUAGUUUUCUCUGAAGUAAUCUGGCUUUUUGAACCUUGAAUGGAGGAAUAUUCAGGGUGACUCCAGCUGGCAAGAUGUCUGUUAUGUCAAAGCCAUGACCAACAGGGGCAGAUCAAGACAUUCUCAACAUUCUCAAUUGAGAAUGUCAGAUUUUCCCAGUUUGAUUAUUCUAAUUAAAAUGCUAAAAGUAAUGAAUGAGCUCAGGUUUAAGAUUCAAGAUAAGCAUAUCUUUUUUAUUAUGUAUUUAAGGUAUUUACUUCUACAACAUGGCCGUAUUUGAUAUUUUACUUCAUUCUGCCUUUGCAAAAUUUUUUUAGAUCUUCUCUGGUGAAAACCACAUUCUCCUUCAUUGAACCACAUAAUAGAAAUAGGCAGAAGGGUAACUCCUGCAAAUGAGGUGAAGCCUGAAAAUUUUGGCACAUGCGUUAACUCAGAAUGAGACUUGACAUGUCUCUAAUUUUUUUUUGAACGUGGCUGGCAAACUGAAUUAUAUCAUUUUCCAACGAGAAAUCGCUAGAAAAUCAGCGGAGGAGGUCGAAAGGAGUUUACUUCAAAGCUGAUAACCAAAACCUCACUCUUCCUAUCUAAAGGAUUGAAAAAAAGCUCAGAGAAUUAAGAAAGCAUUGAAGCUACUAGAGGGUGUAGUUUGCCCUGACCUCCUGAACUUUUUAAAAACACAAUUGAAAUUUUCAUGCUAUCAUUCAAAAGGUAGACGAUUUGAUGAUAAUUUUAAGGCCUGGGCUUUGACUUUAUGUCACAUCAGUGGAAAGUCAUACAGAUUUCUAGCAAAGCUUUUUAACUUACCUAGCAAGAAGACUCUAACCAACACUGUGGCAAAAUUUGCUUCAGAUGUUGGAUUUACUGAGAAGUCUUUUUAUGUUAUAAAGCAGAGAGCAGAGUCACUACCAGCAGCAGGUAAGAUUUGCUCUCUUUUGAUGAAUGAAAUUUCACUGAAAAGCCACCUGUUCUAUGAUAUAUCUAAGGAUCAUUUGGUUGGCUUGGAGGACUUUGGUGAUGGUAAGUUAUCUGGUCUAGUUGCUAACUCCGCUUUGGUGUUGAUGGUUAGGGGAAUUGUUCAUAACUGGAAACAGCCUAUUGCAUUUUUUCUUGUUAACGAUUCUUGUGAUGCCUAUAGGAUAAAAGAUAUAAUAAGUGAAGCCCUUUUCAUUUAGAAUCUAUGGAAUGUUGUUUCCAUCAUCGGUGACCAAGGUUCAAAUUUCUUAUCUUUCACCCCUUCUGAAAAUGUAACUGCAGAACAGCCAUACAUUCAAAUGAGAGGCAAAAACUACUUUGUGAUUUUUUACCCUCCACAUCUUCUUAAGUCAGUCAGCAACAAUCUUUUAAAGUACAAUUUCGAAUUUGAGAACAAAGAGGCAAACUGGGAUGACAUCAAAUCUUUCUUUAAUAAAUAGCAAAAACAAUUUUUUGCCCCUUAGCUAACAGAAAGGCACAUUAAUCCUAAUAAUGGCUUUAUGAAAAUGAGAGCCAAGCUUGCUGCUCAAAUAUUUAGUCAUUCUGUCGCUGCUGGUAUUACUCUGUAUGCAAGCCUUGGUGGUCUUUCUAAAAGUACAGCUGAAUUUUAGAGAGAGUUGAUAAGAUCUUUGACACCUGCAAUUAAAACUAUAAAAAUAGUAGAAGGGGCUAGGAUUUGCAGUAAUUAUUAGGUAAAGUUAGUAUACAGUUUUUUUCUAUUUUGCACAGGGUAAAAGCAGAUGGAAACUGCAUUUAAAAGGCAUGCUCAUAUGCAGCUAUUGGUAAUGAGAGUUUUGAGUCAAGUUUUAACAGCCUAGUUCAAAGUUUAUGAGUUAAGUUCAAAGAGCUCACAGCUCAGUUGAGAUUUAUCUUCAUCAAGAUUCCUAUACCUCACAUCCGCAUUUUGAAAAAACUUAUCAAAUGAAAAGAAUUAUGCCACCUUUUUUUUAAAUCUCUGUCCUUUGAUGCAAGUGAUCACUUUGAUUACAACCUUAAUAAUGAUAAGCAAUUGUGAAAAUGUUGUUUGAUUACAACAUUAAACAAUUGUGAAAAUGGAAGAUGGUGUCAUUCACAUGUAUUUUGGCAUUACCAAGUGUAAUACAGGUCCACUUAUGUCUCUCUAUCCCGACACAGAAGAUAAAUCUGCUGUAAUCUUAAGUAAUGCACAACUCCUUUCAAGAGAUCAAAUGUCCAGAAAUUCUCCAAUAUAUUUAUUUUGGUCAGUUAGCUGCAUUCCUUCUGGAAGUAAGAGAUCAAUUAAGCCAAAUCACAUUGUCCCGGUUUGGUUGUCAAUGAUCCUUCUGAAGAAUUCAAAGUACCUCUUAAAUCUAAGCAAACAAAACUUUUCUUUCCAAAGUGCCAGACCAAAGAAAGACUUGAAUCUUAACCCUUUCAUCAAGAAGAGCCUCUUUUAGAGGCUUUACCUUGCGACCCUGUGAACAUGAUAAGCCUCUUUAGCGGCUUUGGCAAUGGUUUUUGUGUAGACUAGAUUGUGAUGGCUACCUUUGUUAUAUACCAUUAUGUAGUCAAACUUUUAAAACAACAAAAUCUUAGGAAUUUUGCAUGUGGUUUCAUAUGAAAUUUUUGUGCAAACGGCCAUUUAAAAUUUACAGCGAGCUUGCAUGUUUUGAAAUUAUGGCGGCCUACUAAAUUGAUGAGUGCUACUCACUGUCUGAAUCAAGUGAAGACGAUGUGCCACAAAUUGGAGAUUUUAGUGACGAAUUUGUUACCGAUUUUUAAAUGUUUUCUGUGAUUCAGAUGACGAAGAAGAAUUUGAAGGAUUUCGCUUUGAAAUGCCAGCACUGGAUGAUGUGGAAUGGACACUCAAUUCCGAGCCUAGCUUGUCAGCUGAUCCAGAUGCUGUUCACGAUUUACCCGACCAGGGCCUACAACAAACAAAGCAGAUGAUGCGAAUGCUUUUUUCAUUUCUAGCUAUUUUUUGGGGAUGACGUUUUAAAAAAAAUUCGAGACAGAAAAAAACGCUGCAACAAAGUUACACGAAACCAAUGGUGAACAGUGGAAGGUGACCAUAGAGGAAAUCAAAACCUACAUCGGCAUGGUUGUGAUCACCAAUAGCCUGCUUGUAGUGCCAAGGACAGAACGAUAAUUCCUUGCAGAAGAGAGCAAGUGAAUUUUCCACACGAAUAUUGGAAAAAUCUUUACCAGAGAUAGAUUUGUUGAGAUUCAGCGCUUCAUACAUUUUUGCAAUCUAAAUAUAAUGGGAGAGAGCAGCGAUUGCCUUCACACAAUUAGGCCAGUGUUGGAGCACUUGCAAGAAAUUUCAAAACGAUGUAUGUUUUCCCAAGAGACAUCUCAGUGGACGAGAGUAUGAUUCCCUUCAAAGGACGUCUUUCUUGGACACAAAGAAUGCCACAAAAGCCAGUGAAGGUUGGCAUCAAAGUUUUUAUUUGGCCAGCGAGCAAGAGAUACUGUUGGAACUUUGUCGUAUACACGGGCAAGGAAGGAAACACUGACAGUGAUGUUGGCGACUUGGGAAAAACCGACAUAGUUGCUGUCAACCUCUUGAAAGAACUAACGCAUCGUGGCCAUCAUCUGUACAUGAAUAAUUUUUAUACCAGUGUACCACUGCUACUUUACUUGCAAAGGAAAGGAAUUUUGGCCUGUGGAACAAUAGGUUGAAACAGAUGAUAUUACCCUCAGCAACUACUGGGUAACGAUAAUAAAAAAAUGGAAAGGGAAUUUGCAAGCCCUAAGGGGCUAAUUGCUCUGGUUUGGAAAGACACAAAGCCUGUUCAUUUCCUCAGUGCCAUUCAUUAUUCCUUAGCUGGUGAGCCUGUGACCAGAAACACAAAGAAAGACGGGGAAUAUGAGCAAAUCAGAACUCAGUGCCCCCUGCUGAUCCAAGACUACAAUGCAAAAAUGCUUGGGGUUGACCUUUGUGACCAGUAAUCAAUUGUUAAAAAAUACAAAAAGCAAAAACGAUUUUUUCUGAGAAUAUUUACUGCUAAUUAAAGCAAUAAACAAUGCCUACAUCAUUGAGGGGCAAAUCAAACCCCAUAUGGUGCCAGGAAAAAGAAAACGUGACCUCCUUGCUUUCAAGGAGGAACUAGCCUCGGUGCUAGUCGGAAACACAAGGGUUGCAAAUUGUGGAAAAGGAAGGAAGAGAAGGAGCACAACAGAAGUUGAAGAAAGGAGACUCGUAAAUGUAGGCCUUUAUUUGCCACAAAAGGAAGAAGGGAAGGAACAUAGAUGUGUUGUUUGCUGAAAAAAGCAAGCAUUCUGGAUAACUGCAAAUCCAGGCAGAGAUGUGAAAGAGUGCCCAUAUUCAUUUUCCAAAACAACAUUUUGGUGCAUUGGGUGCGAGCCUGUAAAUUCUGUAUAUCUGUGCAUAAAAAAAUAAUUGCUUUAGAGACUACCACACAAAGGUGCAGUUUUGGCGUUAAAAGGGACACUAUUUUGUUCUGUUUUUGUAUUUUAACUAAAUUUGUUUGCUUAAUGAGACUGUGUGCUAAAACCAUGAUUUUUGAAUUCUCUAUCUUCUGAUGCCAAGUGUUCUAUAUAACAUUACCUUCUUCCUUGCAAAAAUUUAAGUUGAAAAUUAUGUACGAAAAUUUUAUGUUUAGGCCAGGGAAUUCAGUGUUAGAGCCACUUCCGGAAUAGGUCAUCUAGUGAAAGAUAGGUUAAUAAGGAGAGUAAUUUGGAUGAAUUAGCAAACCACAAUUUAAGCACUUCAAUGAACUCCUAAAUGGAAAAUAAUAAUUUUGAAAUAAAUUCCACUACAGGGUUUUGAUUUUGAUGUAGGAAGCUUUUACUUUAAAGUGGACCAAUUGUCAGAUUCCCAACGUUAUCAUCCAGUGAAGGAUGUUUGGAAGCCUGAGGACAAGUUUGAUUAUCCUUGUCGCUCUUCUUGUGGUACCAGAAGAAGAUUUUUGCCCAACUGGUUGUCUAAGUUUCCAUGGCUAGUCUAUUCUAAGAAGCUAGAUGGUGCCUUUUGUCUUCCUUGUGUUCUUUUUGGUAGGAGCAUUGGUAAAAAUGGAUCCAAAAUAACAUGUUUGGUAAAAAGUCCCUUUAAUGAUUGGUCUUGUGCCCCUAGGGUGUUUCAUGAUCAUGAGAGUGAGUCAGAUGUCCAAAAAAAUGCACUACUCUCCAUGCAAAGUUUUUGUGGUGUUA